Nyctereutes procyonoides (raccoon dog) is the source of this 972-nucleotide messenger RNA. RefSeq names its product basic salivary proline-rich protein 1-like. NCBI's taxonomy places the organism in Eukaryota, Metazoa, Chordata, Mammalia, Carnivora, Canidae. The transcript is spliced from 3 exons. Bases 1 to 972 code for a protein of 323 amino acids. The record is from RefSeq and is a predicted model, not a curated record.
AUGGGGAGGCUCCCGGACGGCUCCGCAGACAGAGGCGCCAGCCCCGUGUUCUGCAAGGAACGGCCGUGCUCCCACAGCCAGGCGGCCAGAGGGCCUGACCUGCUCACACCACCCCCCUCGGUCCCCCUCGGUCCCCCUGGUGGCUCUGCUCCCAAGGCGCCAACUGCUGUGCCUGUGGCUGGGCAUUCUUGGGGGCCCAGGGCCGGUAGGACAGUUGGGAGAGGUGAGCCCAUGUCCGUGGGAGCCCGUGUCUGUGGGGAACCCCACGCCCUGGUGCAGGCUCCCUCCGCCGACCCCCGCACUCCGAUGCAGGGAGCAGCCCCGCUCCCGCCCCGUGGCUGGGUCACCCCGGAAGGGAGCCCUGAUCAGAACCCCGGGCUUCAGGUGGUGCAGAUGCAGGAGCCGUUGGCGCAGUCCCAAGACGCCCCCCGGAAGGGGGCACCCAUCCAGCUGCCGCCGGAGCACCGGCUCCCCGCAGGGCACGGACUCCUGCACUUUCCGGGGUGCACAGGGCUUCUGGGGCGCUCAGCCCCGCCCGCCCUCACCCGGCCUCUGCUGCGGACCGUCCUGCACCUGCCGGUCUCAGGGCAGCGCCCCGGGAGCCACGGCGGGCCCCCCCCUGCCCACGGCCUGGCCCACGGCACAGCCCCAGGACCGAGGCGCAGCCACUCAAGGCGACGGCCCGCGGGGAAGCCAGAGGCUCCCGUCCUCCCCUCCCCAGCCUCUGCGAGGACUGGACGCCCCAAGCCUGAGUCGGGGUCCGGCCAAGUGGGUCAGCAGAGCCCCGCGGCCUCAACUGCUCUGGGAAAGACUGAGGAGAGUCGGGUCCGGGGCUCUCCCGUCGGACUCGAUCGGCCGAGGACAGGGCUGGGGGCCAUGGGGGGCUGUGGGGGGGCCGUGGGGGGGUCCACACAGCGGCCGCAGCCCCCACCCAUCCCCGCCAAGGUCGCCGGCGGCCGCUUGCUGCCCUAG